Messenger RNA from Phytophthora nicotianae INRA-310, 1508 nucleotides. RefSeq lists its product as hypothetical. Gene Ontology annotation, biological process: proteolysis. Gene Ontology annotation, molecular function: serine-type endopeptidase activity. The record is from RefSeq and is a predicted model, not a curated record. The transcript has a single exon. NCBI's taxonomy places the organism in Eukaryota, Oomycota, Peronosporomycetes, Peronosporales, Peronosporaceae. Bases 126 to 1328 code for a protein of 400 amino acids.
CUCGACACUGUCUCCUUCUAUUCCUCGAUUCAGAUGCCACAGUAACGGCGACUCCUUUGUGGAACAGCGUUCACUCCAUUUCACCAUUUCGGAUUUCGCUAGCAGCGACUUACAGACAGUUGAAAAUGAAACUCGCCGCUAUCGUUCGCGCCGGUAUUCUGGCCUCCGCGCUAGCAGCUACCCUUACACAAGGGUACACGUUCUCUGAGACCAGUGAAUUGACUGCGGACUCGGCUGUGGAGGAAAGCACCGGUCUGACGGUCAACGAGGAGGACCGCAUCUACGGUGGAUCCGAGGCGGAUGCAUCCAAAUACCCGUACAUUGUCAGCCUGCGCAAGGACGAAGCUGAUGACAGCACUUUCUGCGGUGGUACGCUUAUUGCUUCACAGUACGUUGUGACCGCUGCUCACUGCGUGAAGACGGAUGAAAACACGAUCUACGCUUCAAUCGGAUCGGCGUUCGGAUCGGGAUCAGGAGACGGAGAGCAAGUCAAGGUGAUCGAGGGAUACCGUCACCCCAUGUACAACAAGUCUGAGCACUUGUACGAUGUCGGAGUGCUCAAGCUUGAAAAAGAAGUGUCCACAGACCCUAUCGAUCUGUGUGCUGGUGACGGAUCAGACAACGAGGUCGGCAGUGUUGCUACCGUUCGAGGAUGGGGUCUCACUGAGAACGGAUCGCAGAGUCUCGUGCUGGAGGAGGUAAAUGUAAAGAUCAUCUCGAAUGCCGAAUGUAACAAGGAGUACAGCGACCGCAUCACAGAAGGUAUGCUGUGUGCGGGUGAAGGUGACGGCAAAGACACUUGCAACGGAGACUCGGGAGGUCCGUUGAUUGAGAACGAUGUGCUUAUUGGAAUCGUGAGCUGGGGAGGCAAGUGCGGAGCGAACGCGGGAGUGUACACUCGAGUCUCCUACAUGCUGGACUACAUCAACGACAUCGUGAAUGGUGGCACCGGCAGCGGCUUCACAGAGAGUGUUGCAGGAUCGACUAGCGAAGGCAAAUCCCCAUCUACUUCAACGGAUACGACGGAAGCUCCUUCCACUGAGACUCAGACUGUGUUGCCUGCUACCAAGGCACCUGCCACUGAAGCUCCGACUCCAGCGCCGACAACAGUAUCGCCUGCCACGGAAGCUCCGGCCACUGUGGCUCCUCAAACAGAAAGCCCGACGACCGAUUCGGAGGACCAGUACGCACCGUCGACCGACUCGGAGGAGCAAACCGAAUCGAGUUCCAACCCUGCACAGCAGAGCGAGCUCAACACGACCGAAGCGCCAACGUCCGUCUCGGGUGAUACCCAAAGCGGCAAGAAGGACUGCGACUCCCUGUUUUGAUCGAAGUGAGCUUUAUCCAGAGCAGAAAGUGAGGAAGGAGAUUUGUGUGGUUUGAUUUUUGCGGUCGUUAUAUACAUGUCAUCAUAGUUUCGGCCGAGUGAUUGUGGGUCAAGAGAUGUGGUGGGCAACUUUGCUCACCAAUAUUAAUAGUCAAAGCGUUUGCAUUGUUGUGUUGACUGC